This is a messenger RNA of Meira miltonrushii, 1704 nucleotides long. RefSeq lists its product as uncharacterized. The transcript has 3 exons. The record is from RefSeq and is a predicted model, not a curated record. The annotation marks the transcript as partial. Lineage: Eukaryota; Fungi; Basidiomycota; Exobasidiomycetes; Exobasidiales; Brachybasidiaceae.
UUUGACGCAGUGCAUGGACGAUCAAGUGGUCACAUUGCACAACAUGGACAUCAAAUUCCGAUUCAAAUCGGUCAUCUGUUCAAGCGUCCUUUGAUUCGUCAAUGGGUUUUGCAAGAUAAGGUGUAUCACGAAAUUGAUGAUCGUGAACCUUCGCAAUUUGAAUUAUUCUUCGAUUUGGUGAUGGUUGGAAUCAUUCACAAACUUGCAGAUGGUGCAGCAGAAGCGGCAACGGGGCUCAAUGUUGCCAAAUUCGUCUUGUGUUUCUAUCCUGCUUGGAGUGUUUGGUCAGAUACACGUGCAUAUAUGAACGUUUCAGGAACGGAUGACGUUUGGCAACGCAUUUAUACGCUUCUGAUCAUGGUUUUGUUAGUCGGAUAUGCAGCCAACGUGACCGGAAUUCAUAUCGAAAAAGAAAUUGGUCAUACAGGAACAGGAUUGAAUGAUGGAUUGGAGUCUACCACCGCUGAAGCACAUCGUCGUGCUUGGAUGACUGCUGUUGAAACGAUCGGAUCUUCGGUCAUGAAAAGAGGGUCAUCAGGAGGAGGUGAGGAAGCCCCGUUGAAGUUGGUAGAGCAGAUCGGAAAUUCGCCAUACUGGUUUGCGGAGGGUUGGCAUGCGGCCAUUGCAAGUGCAAUUGGAUUCUAUCUUGUUGCCAAAGGAUGUAGGUUGGCUUUAUACUUCAUCUACGGUAUCCUUUUACCCAAAUUCCGUAAAGUGCUUUGGUUAAACGCGCUCGCACUCUUCAUCAUUGCUUGCAUCUACCUUCCGAUCAUGUUCUUGGACUAUCCUGGAGCGAUUGUGAUCUUGAUAGCUGUCGGAGUCGUAUCCGAGCUCACGAUUCGAUACUUCGUUGCUGGGAUCUUGCAAGUCAUGCACGGUCGAUCGAAACAUAAAGGGCACAAGACAUACAUUCCUGCGUACAGUUUACCACACUUGAUGGAAAGAACAACGCUGUUCGUCAUCCUGGUUAUAGGUGAGACUGUAAUGAAUGGAACGUUCGUUGCUGGACCGGGUGAAUAUGGACCACGAUCACAAUUCUGGCGAGCGGCUUUAAGCAUCACAAUUGCCUUUUUGCUGAUGUGGAUCUACUUUGACGUAGACUCUUCGCGAACGUAUGUGCACGGUUUGAAGAGGCAUUGGUUUACGUCCAUCACCUACACGAAUCUGCACUUUCCAUUAUGUGCUUCAUUAGUGCUUAUGUCGUCUACGUUGGUCACGAUGAUUGGCGAAGCGAGGGUAGAUAAAGCAUACCUUUGGUUCUUUGCUGGCAGUAUUGGAACAGCAAUGCUGUGUAUGGGAGUAUUGGGAAUGUUGCACAAGUCCUUGGACCGAUGGGGUUCAUCUUUGAUUCCCAAAUCGGCACGUAUCGGUCUUCGUUUCCUUUUGGCAGCUGUGUUUUACGUUAUGCCGUUGAUUCGUCAUUGGACUUCUUCGGAAUAUUUGGGUAUACAUGCAGCACUUUUAGCAUUUGCCGUUGCUUUUGAGACUUUCGGUAAAUUGGGAGCUGUUGGAAGAGUGUAUGAUCCUGUUCGUGCGGAAGCAUUACAUUCUGCCGUAAAAGGACCAGGUCGACGUGCCAGCUGGCAUGAGCAUGACGAUUUGACAGGUGAAGAAACGGGUGAGAAUGACGUUGGAGUGGAAAGCGAAUUGGGUCGCUUAGAAUCGAAACAAGUGGCAAGUGGAGAGAGAUGGGCUUACGUUGCA